AUGUUCGAACCUCAAGAAUUAAUGGUGAUUAGGGAUCACAGUCAUAUGAUCAGAGGAAAGCGCACCAAGCGGCAAAGGCCCAUCUCCCAGCUUUCAUUAACCAUGGCCACUAGCUCAUGUAGCACGGCGGAAGUCACUGGUGGGGGUUUUGGUGGUGCUGCCACGAAGGAGGAGGAAGAAGAAGAUAUGGCCAAUUGUCUGAUUCUUUUGGCCAAAGGGAAAACAGAAAAAUCCUGUGAACAAACUGCCGUUAUGAGGUCGAAUGUUUACCAGUGUAAAACAUGUAACAGAUGUUUCCCUUCUUUCCAAGCACUUGGUGGGCAUCGAGCAAGUCAUAAGAAACCGAAGAAAAAAACCCUAGAAGAGCAUGUACUCCAAAUCAGUGACGAUCAUGGCACAGAUCAGAUUUCAAGGUGCAGUACUGAUUUAUGCAGCCAAGAAAACAACAAAUUUAAGGUUCAUGAAUGUUCAAUAUGUGGAACUGAAUUCAAUUCUGGUCAAGCCUUGGGGGGUCAUAUGAGAAGACAUAGAACAGUGCCUAAUCAUGAUCAAGUUGAGUCUCUAAAAGCCACGAAAUCAAGAAAUCUGUUAGCAUUGGACCUUAAUCUUCCUGCAGCACCAGAAGACGAUGAUGAUGAUUACAGAGAAUACUCCAGCUUUUCUUUUGCAUCAAAAGAACAAAUCUUAGUCUUCUCUGCCUCUCCUUUGGUUGAUUUUCAUAACUAA
This is a messenger RNA of Fraxinus pennsylvanica, 726 nucleotides long. The record is from the annotation of a GenBank genome assembly. Lineage: Eukaryota; Viridiplantae; Streptophyta; Magnoliopsida; Lamiales; Oleaceae.